Molecule: messenger RNA, 312 nt
Organism: Melampsora larici-populina 98AG31
Lineage: Eukaryota; Fungi; Basidiomycota; Pucciniomycetes; Pucciniales; Melampsoraceae
Exons: 2
Coding region: 1-312 (103 amino acids)
Biological process (GO): protein import into mitochondrial matrix; protein stabilization; protein folding
Cellular component (GO): mitochondrion
Molecular function (GO): protein-folding chaperone binding; zinc ion binding
Source: RefSeq, a predicted model, not a curated record
AUGAAAAUUCAAUUCACAUGUAAAGCAAAAGACGCAAAAACUUCAAAAACAUGUGAUACAACUAAUAAUCACGAGUUCUCCAAAUUAGCUUAUGAAAAAGGUAUCGUUUUAGUCGAAUGUCCGGCUUGUCAAAAUCGUCAUUUGAUAGCGGACCAUCUUUCAUGGUUUACAAAUAAUUCAACGUCAGAUGAUCCAAAUUUUAAAAAUGAUUAUCGAAAUAUUGUUGAUUUAAUGAAAUCUAAAGGUGAAAAAGUUAAAAGAGGAAAAAUCUCAGAUCAAAAUGGUGAAGUUUUAGAGUAUUAUGAUGAUUAA